CGGUACCUGUCUGGGAACCGGUAUACUACUGCGAAAAGGCAGACCAAUUCGUCCUAUAAUGAUGCUCGUGGGAUUGGCGACAAAAGAGACGAUUUAGGGAUCCAAGAGCAGAGAUGUGCUGACACGGUACGCGUCACAUUCGUCCAGCUCCUAGCUUGUUUGAAGUUAUUUCCCUUCGUUUUUCUCUCUUUCGCAUUCUCUUCUAGUUUUCUAUAUCUCGGGUGCGAUUAAAGGGUCGCGACGAUUAAACCAAACCCGGGUGAUGUUUAAUCUUCGCUUCAAUUCGCAUUUUGUUCGACAUUCUGCUAACCCCAACCCCAGAGACGAACCAUGGAUUACUAUCUGGGCUUUUGCCCCACAACUCUACAUGGAACACCAGUAAUUGACGAAUUCUUGAAUGCUGCAAUUUCUCAACUCCCUCCUCCACCAUCGUACAGCGAGGCAGUCGACGAUCUGCCACCCGAAUACCCCCUCCUCCCCCCGUUAGCGCACUCAAAGGAUCCGAUUGAAGGUCAAUUGGCGCCAGCGAAAACCACGAGGAAGACACGGGCCAAAUCAUCAGUUGCGCUACCCGUGGAGCCAGUGCUUGACAUCUCCAUAGAUCUGGAAACACCCUCCGGAAUUAGAGAACACAAAGGCAAGAAGAAGAAGACCAAGGCGACACAACAGGCCCAGAAACAGUCGAAUGAUUCAGACAACGGCGGUGACAAGCAAGGUCAAGGAUCAGACAAAGGCGCAAACGGCGGUAAUGCUGGGAAUGGGGAGGGCGGUGCCGGAGACGGGAAUAAUGACGGAGGCGCAGGAGGUGGAGGUGACGAUGGUGGAGAUGGUGGAGAUGGUGGAGAUGGCGAGGACUGGGGUGAUUGGAAUGCCAUAGGGAACAAGAAGAAGGACAAGAAGAAAAAGAAGCAGCAGGAAGAAGAGGAAGAGGCUCGCGCAAAGGAAGAGGAGGAGAGACUAGUAAAAGAAAAGGAAGAGGAAGAACAGAAGAAGAAAGCCGCCGAAGAAGCUGAAGCAGUGACAACGAACAACGACCUUAGUUGGGCUGAUAAUGCCGGAAAUAACGACGAUGAUGCAUGGGGUGGGUUUACCGUUACCAGCAAAAAGAAGAAAAAGAAAGCCAAGGUACCUAUUCUGGGGCAUAUAACUUGGGACUCCUUCUGACGCUUGUACAGGGCGGCGCUGACCCAGCUGCAGCGAUUACUACAACUGCUGAGACGACUACAAACAAUAACAACAGCGCAUUUCAGGACGUCAGCUUAGACGACAGUCCUCCCCAGUUGGAUCUGAGUUUCAACCCUCCUGAAACAAAAAAGGAUACCGGGUCUACUGGCUUUGGUUUUGGCGUCUGGGGCAAGAGUUGGGCCUCAGGUAACAAAUGGGGAUUCGGUUCCUUCGGCGGCUCCGACGAGGGUGCAAAGAACAAUGAUGAUGCCGCCGCGGACGACAGUAACAAUCCUUGGUCAACAUCUGGUGCUGGUAAGAAGGAUAAAAAGAAAACGAAUGGGAUUGACCUGGGCGAUCUCGGUGCAGAUGCGAACGAUGAUGCCGACACAGUUCCCACUAACGGAACUACGACCGAGAAGAACGACAUGGACUGGGCUAGUUUUGCGUCGGUCGGCAAGACAAAGAAAAAGAACAAGAAAAAUGCGCUUCUUGCGGACGAUCCCCCGAAAGAACCUGAACUCAACGUUGACCCUGGCACGAAGGAUGAGAUUGCCAAUGGGGAAGGACCGAAAGAACCGGAGUCGUCGAUGGCGGAUGAUAUUUGGUCGGCCAUACCAUCUAAGAAGGAGAAGAAGAAAAGGGGCAAACAAGCCCUCGACGAACUCCUCUCGGCUGAACCUGAACCUACACCAAAGCCAGGACCAGAACCGGCACCUGCAGCCGACCCCCCUGCCGAUCCUUGGGCUGGACUCUCCAAAAAGGAACUGCGCAAGGCAAAGAAAGCAGCUCAGGCUAAAAACCAAGAGCCCGAUCCAGAACCCGAUCCAGAACCGGAACCGUCCCCGCCAGCUAAAGAAGAGGUUGCUGAGAAAGUGAAAGAAGAGAACGCCUGGACCGCCGUUAAUUUAUCAAACGACAUCCAUGAAGAUGGGAAGGUUGCCGAUGCCGCUGUCAAUGAGAAUAAUGACGAUGCGUCCUUGGGCACUUCUAAAAAGAAGAAGAAAGAUUCGUUUCUGUCAGCUGCCGACGACCUUGCUGAGGAUCUUACUCCUGCCGACUCUGGUGAGAACGGUUGGCUGAGUAGCUGGCUCCAACCUGGUAAAAAAGGCAAAAAGAACAAAAAGAGCCAGCCUGUCGAGGAUACGCCUCCGCCCCCGCCUCCUGAGCCAGAGCCUGAACCUGAACCAGAGCAGGGAGCUGAGGAUGAAUGGUCUGGUUGGGAUGUUCCUAGGAAGGAUAAAAAAAAGAAGAAAGCCGUCGACACAGCCCUGCUAGAGGAAGAUUUUCCUGCAAUACAUGAUGCAGACGAAAGCAACCAUGAUCCAGACAGUUCGAUGGCUUCACCUAAAGAUAAAAAGGGGAAGAAAGACCAACUCGUUGAACCCGAGCCUGAACCUGAACCUCAACCAGAGCCAACCCAGGAGCCUGCAGUAGUGGAACAACCUGCCGAGCCAGAACAAAAGCCGCCGGCUCUACCAGAUAAUCCCCUCUACAACAACUGGGUUAAUCUUUCGUCUAAGGAUAGAAAGAAACGGGAGAAGACACUCAAAAAGAAGGGCCUUCCUAUACCGGACCGCAACGGAGUGUUACCGACUGAGGCCGCUGUGGAAAGCAUCCCUGAAGCAACCGCAGAGCAAACUGAACAUACAUCGCGACUUAUUCCAGGGCGGGAAUCUGAACCGGAGGCAGAGGUCGUCCAAGAAGAGCCAGUAGAACCCGCUCCCGAACCUCCAGUUGAACUCGUUACUGAAGAAAAUGGCGAAUACAAUGAUGACAGCUGGGGGAUUUGGAACCCUUUCAAGGAAAAGAAAAAGACUAAACGGGGCAAGGUCGUAGAGGAACUUGAUAUCCCAUUGCCUCCACCUGCACCAACACCUCCCCCGGCCUUUUAUGAACCUCGUCAUGCUCCGAUGGACGAUGUAGAUCCAGAGUUGGCAUGGGAUGCCUUUGGCAACACAGCGAAUAUAAAAAGCACUAAGAAAUCGUCUUCGAAAUCAAAAUCUUCAAGCAAACAGAAAGAUUUCGAAGAGAAAAAACCAGACUCAGUGCCAGAAGAGCCUCCGGCAAAGGCUGCGAGGGGCUUCUGGGCGACUUUCGGAGCGGCUUCGACGGCUAAGCCUAAGACCACGAAGUCGAAGACAGAGGAGAAACCGAAGGCCUCUGCCAACGAUAUGGAGAACGCACAGACCGAUGACAUCCUCAUUGACGUGGGUGACGACGCCGCCAAAGAGGCAGAGCCACCCGUUCCUCCAGCUGAGGAGGAACCUAUUCGAACGAAGUCUAAGACAUCCGGAAAGCUCUCGGUGGGCGAACGCAUUAGGCCUCUCGAAGAGGCUACAAAGGAAAGAGAAAAAGAAAAAGUACCGAACAAAGCAAAGGAGAUCAUUUCAGAGGAACCAGCUCCAUCAAAGGAGUCAAAGUCGACAAGCAAGAAUUCCCUGAAGAAGGAGCCCAGUGCGGAGACUCAGCCUAUACCUAUUGAAGAGGAUAGACCCUCUCGAGACGCGCUACCGGGGAGCUUCCCAGAUGCGCUUGAUGAUAUUCUGGAACCAGAACCGGAGUCUCCUCCGAAGCAAGAGCCAGAACCACCUGCUCCUGAACCAGUGAAGUCAUCCAAAAAGUCGAAAAAGAGUUCUAAAAAAUCCCCAUCGACGGCCAAGGUACCGGAACCUAUGCCAGAGGCUGAAGCGCCUCCUGAACCCACUCUGGAGCCCGUCGAAUCCCUAGAGGACAGUGAGGAUGCCUCUAAGGAGGCCACUACUGCUCCUGAGGAAGCGCCACCUUCCGAAGAACUCGAACCUCCUACGCAGCCUGAUGAGGCCAAGGAUGAAAAUGAUGCUGGGGCAUCUGAGGGAAAUCCGCAGGACGAAUCACCUCGUGCGGAUGCUCCGUCGACACCACCAAAACCUGCGAUGCCUGAACCUGAAAAGUCUGUGAAAAAGGAGCGUACUCGCCAGCGCACCCCAGUUCAUGCCUCUUGGGGCUUGUUAGGAGCCGCUGUUCCAUCGAAAAAGACACUGAAGAAAGAAGUUAAACCAAAAGAUGCUGCUGCUGCUACCAAAACAAGAGAUUCGGGGCCAAAGGACGGCAAGUCAUCUGGCUCUGACAAGGAUUCCAGGGAAGCAAGGCCAUCAGCACCGGCCCGUGGAAUAAGCUUCAACAAUUUCAUAUUUGGUGUGCAGCCACCUCCGAAGACAAAGUCACCCCCAAAAACAGAGGCGCCUGUCACUAAGCCCAAGCCCAUCUCGAGGCGUCCGUCGGUUGAUGAGGACGAGAUCGAUACACCUUCUAAACCACCCGGCAAAAAGCCUGCUACGUCUAAUAAGGUCCCCAUGUUACUCGGCGUGAAUGGGGCGAAUGGGACGAAGUCGCAUUCGCGAAGGAGAACAACUGGUCCUGUCGAUCCUUACGUUAUUGACAGCGAGGAUGACUUCGCGGCGGAUCGCGAUGGACCAGAAACCCAGGCUUUCAGAGAAGAUGCCAGGGGAUCCAGAGACUCCAGACGAAGAUCCCGAAGAAAGUCGAAACCCAAAUAUUACGACGAUGCAGAUAUACCUCGCCAUGUUCCAAGAGCAUACUACUCGGGUGCCGAUAACUAUAUAGACAUGCCUUUAAGACGACCAUCUAUCAAGCGAUCCAACACCGUACCGAAGCGGCCGGAAUCCGGUGGUUUAAUGGGCCUUUUUGGGUCUUUCCGAAAGGCCACACGUCCAGAGGUUACAGAGACACGUGGAUAUUAUCAUGAUGAGGAUCGGAGGUACAUGACAGACCCUGAACGAGAGGAAGCUCGAGACAGACACAGAAGACGAAGGUCAAGACCGGAUCCCGAAGCCGAAGGCUACGUUACGGAUGGUGGCCCCGUUGGGGCUUAUCAAACGGACGCGGAAGAUGAAGAAGCCAGAAGAGCUUCAAGGAGAGCACGGCGUGCUUCUCGACAUGUCACUCCCGAGUCAAAUCGAGAGGAUGAGUUUAGAGAUGCUGAAGAAAGACGAAGACAAAGAAGAAGGGAAAGGGCUCUAGCGCAAGAGGAGUAUGAACGAGAGGAAAGGCGCCGAGCAGAGAGGAGGGCUCGUCGGGUUGCUCGCGAGGAGCGUCGUGCUAGAGAAGAAGAAGCACGAGAAGCAGCAGCGCGAGCGGAAGCCGUCAGGGAGGCAGAGCGACGCGAGCGCAUGCGCAAACGAGAACGAGAACGAGAACGUGAGCGUGAGCGCAGACGAAUCAGGGAGGAAGAACAACGUGAGCUCUCCAGACACGCAUCGACGAAAUCGAGACGACGUUCCGUCCGGGUCGACAGGGACAGGGACAGGUACGAGCGCGACUACAUGCCUGAUGAUUAUUAUGGCCGUCGCCAUUCUCACCGUCCCGGCGAUGAACGGGCGAGGUCGCAACGUCGGAGAUCGCACGUUCCAGACAACACGGGAGGAGUACCACCCAUGGCUGCAGGCCGUGCAGACAAGAUCUCAUCAUGGGUAUAUUCCCAAGCCGAUGAUCCCCCGGAACCGCCCCCGGUUGUUGGGACGGUGGUUGAUGAUCCGCUAUCCACAACAACGCCCCACACGCACUCUCUUUCCUCGGACGAGGAAGCCAGACGGCGAAUACGCCGUCAUGCUCGUCGACGAUCCAAGUAUCCCGGUAUGACGGAUGAGGAGAUCGAAGAGGUGCGCUCGCGACAGCGUGCAGCGCGCAGAGCGGAACGCGACGGUGUCAAGACCAGCUCUGGAAGCGGAGACUACGAAAGAGAAGAGCGUGGCCGUUCCUCGAGAAUAUUUGAUUUACCACCGGUGGCUAAUUGGUUUAAGAAGUUGACUGGAUAGGUUUUUUUUUGGUUAUUUUCUUUAUACUUUGGCGUUUAUCAUAUUCCCAUGCUCUACGAGGACUACAGUACAUUUGGAAAACAGUACAUAGAAACCUUACCCCCUUGGCUGGUACCAGUCAGCCUUAAGGUUAACGACGAAAUGAUUUGGAGA
Messenger RNA from Monascus purpureus, 6134 nucleotides. The record is from the annotation of a GenBank genome assembly. NCBI's taxonomy places the organism in Eukaryota, Fungi, Ascomycota, Eurotiomycetes, Eurotiales, Aspergillaceae.